Messenger RNA from Seminavis robusta, 1437 nucleotides. Lineage: Eukaryota; Bacillariophyta; Bacillariophyceae; Naviculales; Naviculaceae. The record is from the annotation of a GenBank genome assembly.
AUGAUGGCCACCGUGUCGGGCAUUGAAAGCACCCCAAAUCCGUCGUCGUUUCUGGUGCGUCUUUCGCAACCGCUCUCUGGCAUGGAAGAUAUUGAGGGAUUAAAGGGGAAAACAUUCACAACAGCAACUGCUACUGGAAGUUCCGAAAUUGGAGAUAUCCUAGCUAUUGAUGGAGUCACGAGUGUCUACGCCAUGGCCACGCCUCCAGCUCUCACCAUUAUGAAGCAUGUGUCUGGAAAAUGGGAAGAGAUUCUGCCUCUUGUCAUGGCAGCCAUUCAUACCGACCAGAACACAGCAGAGGACGAUUCAAUUCUGCAGAGCCUACUCGCCACAGUCCUAGACGCGUCGAAAACCAACCAGCAAGACACAGCGCUCCGUGGUCAAGUACGUCUGAGAUUACAGGCGUCGUAUCGGAUACCGAUUCAAAUUGAGGCAUCCGGUUUCUUGGGGACGACCAAGCGAGUCAAAGCGUCGUCCAGGUUCAGUCAAUGCAUGCAGGAUUUGAUAGAGGCAGCAGACACUGCUGAAGGGUCCAUUGCCAAGAUUGAUUUCUUUGCCAACCGAAAAUGGAUGGAUCAGGGAGUGCGCUAUUUGGAUUUAGAAGAUGAUACUGGUAUAGAUUCUUCCAGUCUUUCCGAACAAGAUCAAGAGGCAUCAGAUAUUGAUACAGUGCUCGCAGCGGAAUUGAAAAAUCUGGACGCUGCUUACUCGCCGGAACGCCUUGCUUCGCUGGUCACAAAAGCUCUUCGUGGCGAUGAGAAGAAGACGCAACAAGUAAAAAUCAGCGUUUCUCCCCUCGACGAUGACGACUUUGAUGCAACAGAUCUGGAUUUGCAAAAGGUGGAUCACUACUGCGAUAUGGCGGAUCACGGCGAUAUGCAAGCCUUGCUCAUUCUAGCAAAUUUUGUGGCAAGCCACGACGGUGAAAUGGCGGCUCGACGCAGCGCCUUGGCGUUUCUAGGCGGAACGGGGGACAUUGUCGCGACUACUGCAGCAAAGAAAGACAGAGACAACGACAUAGUUGACUAUGGGGCAACGGUGCUGGAUGCUGUCACGUCGGCUCUCCAGAACGAAAAGAAUCCCAUUAUGAGGCGGACUGCGGGCGACGCAUUGAGUGAUUUGGGAGAUGAUCGUGCCGUACCGCCCGCUUGCGUUGCUUUGGUAGAAGACAAGAGUAAAUUGGUACAAUGGCGUGCGGCACAGAUUCUGGGGGAGCUCGGGGCAUCCUUGGAUGUUGUGGGGGUCCUCAAACAAGCCUCUUUUUCCGACAAAUAUGCCUUUGAAGUCGCCUUUGAGAUCAAGGAUGCGUUGCGAAAAGUAAAAGAGCGUAUCCAGCAACAACAGCAACAAACUGAAGCAGGCAGUGUCAAUGGUGCAGCGAAUACUGGUACGGGGCCGGUGUGGAAGCAAAUCCAACAAGGUAUGGACUCUUCCUAA